Messenger RNA from Homo sapiens (human), 8998 nucleotides. It is a transcript of the gene SYN3, whose product is annotated as synapsin III. Gene Ontology annotation, biological process: synaptic vesicle cycle; synaptic vesicle clustering; chemical synaptic transmission. Gene Ontology annotation, cellular component: synaptic vesicle; extrinsic component of synaptic vesicle membrane; synaptic vesicle membrane. Gene Ontology annotation, molecular function: ATP binding. The transcript has 14 exons. NCBI's taxonomy places the organism in Eukaryota, Metazoa, Chordata, Mammalia, Primates, Hominidae. Bases 1384 to 3126 code for a protein of 580 amino acids. The record is from RefSeq and is a predicted model, not a curated record.
AGAGGCUGAGCUCCCGGGACCCGGAGCGGAUCGACUGGCGGGCGCCGCGCCGAGGCACCACCGGGCGCCGAGUUCCUGGCGGCUCGCACGGUAAGCGGCGCGGCGCCGCAAAGUAGACUUUGUGGGGUUUCUGACAGCCGGGAGACCCCACCUCGAGCGGGGGCUGCUGGUGCGUUCUCGCGUCGGGCUGCGUCCCCUGGAGCUCCGGCUCUGUGUCCGCGGGAUGCGGGCGCACGGAGGGGCAGGGAGGGAGGCAAGGAGCCGCGCACCACGGUGUCUCCCCAGGCUGCCGCUGCCGGGGCCCUGGGCCGGUCCCUGGGACAGACAGAUCGGCGUGCGGGGGCCGUCUGCCGGGCCCGGGAGCCGGGGGCGCGCAAGACUGUGGAUCCUAAGACUGCCUCCACCCAGCGCCCGGCCCGGGGAAGAGCUUGCGGGAAACCAGGAACCGCAGCGGCCGGACCUCUGCUCUGCGCCGGCUCCUAGGACCUGCCUUAGGUCCCCAGACCCCUCAUGACCUGUUGCCUUGGGUUUGGGAGGUCAGGUUUGUCAUGCCAUUUCCGAUUUCCAGUCAUCCUGGGGGCAGGAUGAAAUUUCAGAGUGGUUUCCUGGCCAAGCUAGAAGCAGAGAAUAGCUAUGGAUACAGCACCUCGUGUAUCUAUCCAGCACUUACUUGGCUUUUUCUGAGUGCCAGGAACUGUGCCAAGCCCUAGCAGCAUGAAGAAUGGCCUUUGGGGAGCUUCUGGGGCUAAGAGGGACAGUAGGAGGAGCAAUUGCAGUGCAGGGUAGUGCGGAAGACUCGAGAUGGAGAAGAGGACGGUGAGGAAGCCAGGAAGGUUUCAGAGAGGAGGUGAGCAUUGACUGGAAGUCGGAGGUUUUGCCAGGCUGAAAAGUGUGUUGGGACUGUGAGUUGAUAGGGAGCAGGAAUUCCAGGUGGGUUUUCUUGUGUAAAGGUAAAGAAACUGAAAAGGUCCGGUGUCCUGACCUAGCACAUCAGAUAAUUCUACAGCAGAUAAUGGAGUAGGACCGGGUCUUGCUGUAGGUAGGAAAUGAGCUCUCGACAUGGCAGGAAGCUAAAACCUGCACAGACCUUAAAGUGCAGCCUUAGAAUAUUUAGAAUUUUAUCCUGGAAUGAAGGAGGGCCGUGGAAGAAUUCUGAUCAGUGAUCAGGUCCCUCUGGCAGCUCUGGGGACAAUGGAUGGAGGCCGGAGCAUCAGAAAGCUGCAGGUAAAUAAAGGCAGCUAAAGCUGACUGCUGGUUGCGCAAAAUCCCCCUGGCUCUUCUGGCUAAAGUCCUACCACUCCCUGUACCUGGCAGCAGCCUGUCUUCUGGGCCUCACCUACACACGUCUGGGUAGGAGCCAGUCAUCUCCAUCCAUCCACAGCCAUGAAUUUCCUCCGGCGACGUCUCUCUGACAGCAGCUUCAUGGCCAACCUGCCUAAUGGCUAUAUGACGGACCUGCAACGCCCAGAUAGCUCCACCAGCUCACCUGCUUCCCCCGCCAUGGAGAGGAGGCACCCCCAGCCCCUGGCUGCCUCCUUCUCCUCUCCAGGAUCCAGCCUUUUUAGCUCCCUCUCCAGUGCCAUGAAGCAGGCCCCUCAGGCCACCUCAGGACUGAUGGAGCCUCCAGGUCCCUCCACGCCCAUUGUUCAAAGACCCAGGAUCCUGUUGGUGAUCGAUGAUGCCCAUACAGACUGGUCGAAGUAUUUCCAUGGGAAGAAGGUGAAUGGAGAGAUUGAGAUCCGAGUGGAGCAGGCUGAAUUCUCAGAGUUGAACCUAGCUGCCUAUGUGACCGGGGGCUGCAUGGUGGACAUGCAGGUCGUGAGAAAUGGGACCAAAGUGGUGAGCAGAUCCUUCAAGCCAGACUUCAUCCUGGUCCGCCAGCAUGCCUACAGCAUGGCCCUGGGGGAAGACUACCGCAGCCUGGUCAUCGGCCUGCAGUAUGGAGGGCUGCCUGCUGUCAACUCUCUCUACUCCGUCUACAACUUCUGCAGCAAGCCCUGGGUGUUCUCUCAGCUCAUUAAGAUCUUCCAUUCCCUGGGUCCUGAGAAGUUCCCGCUUGUGGAGCAAACAUUUUUCCCCAACCAUAAGCCAAUGGUCACAGCCCCACACUUCCCGGUGGUAGUCAAGCUGGGACAUGCCCACGCUGGAAUGGGAAAGAUCAAAGUGGAAAACCAGCUUGACUUCCAGGACAUCACCAGCGUGGUCGCCAUGGCCAAAACCUACGCCACCACCGAGGCCUUCAUCGACUCCAAGUACGACAUCCGCAUCCAGAAAAUUGGAUCCAACUACAAGGCUUACAUGAGAACCUCCAUCUCUGGGAACUGGAAGGCCAACACAGGCUCUGCCAUGCUGGAGCAGGUGGCCAUGACAGAGAGGUACAGGCUGUGGGUGGACAGCUGCUCGGAAAUGUUUGGCGGCCUGGACAUCUGUGCCGUCAAGGCUGUCCACAGCAAGGAUGGCAGAGAUUACAUCAUCGAGGUAAUGGACAGCUCAAUGCCGCUGAUUGGAGAGCAUGUGGAAGAGGACAGACAGCUGAUGGCCGACCUUGUUGUCUCCAAAAUGAGCCAGCUCCCGAUGCCAGGAGGCACAGCGCCCUCCCCCCUCAGACCUUGGGCUCCACAGAUUAAAUCAGCGAAAUCCCCAGGGCAAGCCCAGCUGGGGCCUCAGCUAGGCCAGCCCCAGCCACGCCCACCUCCGCAAGGAGGCCCUCGCCAAGCUCAGUCUCCUCAGCCCCAGAGAUCUGGAAGCCCCUCCCAACAGAGGCUCUCCCCACAAGGCCAGCAGCCCCUGAGCCCCCAGUCCGGAUCUCCACAGCAGCAAAGGUCACCAGGCUCUCCGCAGCUAUCCCGGGCAUCCAGUGGCAGCUCCCCAAACCAGGCCUCCAAGCCAGGUGCCACCCUCGCCUCACAGCCCCGGCCCCCUGUGCAGGGCCGUAGUACCUCCCAGCAGGGUGAAGAGUCCAAGAAGCCAGCACCACCCCAUCCGCAUCUCAACAAAUCUCAGUCCCUGACUAACAGCCUCAGCACAUCCGACACCUCCCAGCGUGGGACCCCAAGUGAAGACGAGGCCAAGGCUGAAACCAUCCGCAACCUGAGGAAGUCUUUUGCCAGCCUGUUCUCUGACUAACGCCAUCCAGGCUGGGAGGGGAAGAGUGCUCUGCUACACUCGUCCCCCUCCUGCCUCAUCUUCCUUCUCAGCCUUGGUUCCUGAUGGGAACAGAAUGGAGGGCCUGAGAACAUACUUUCUAAAUGCCUUUGACCCAGGAACCGAUUAUCUAUAUUUGUUCCCAUUUUCCUUCACCGUGACAUUCCAGCAUUGUCUGACUGUGAGGUGGGCCUUUGAGAGCCUCCAGGUUCCUCAAAACAGGCCUGAGCGAUGGGCAUCACACCCUCUGCCUACCCACGUGCCUGCUUACCUGCCAGAUAACCAAGUGAGAUGUCUGCGAGUGGCUAGUUUUCACAUUCUUACUAGUGUUUGGCUCACCUUUGGGCAAAGGCCCCCUCUAGGCCUUGCCCCACCUCCAUCAAACGCAGACACUGUAGUCAGACCUCAGCAAUAUAGGAGGCAAUAAUCUUUUAACAGUGUUUUGCAAACAAACAAAAAGAGAAAAAUCCCAGCCAGGGGAACUCGCCACCUGCCCACGCUAGUUCCAUCCACGCUCAAGACCCGCCCUUAGACCAGGCAGGCAAAGGCCCCCAUCACACUCGGCCACUAGUGGGGUCCUGAGGCCAAGAAAGAAACCAGACCCUGUAUGACAAGUGGGGUCUUUCAGAACACGACAGAAACAGGGGGGCCCUUGUAAUGCCACUCAUACUCAGAGCAUUAUUCUUAUUUGGACAGCCAAGGGCAGAUCACAGGUUAUUGUAGGAAUAAAGACUAGUUUACAAAGGAGAAAGAGGCCCUGGACUUCCCAAGGAAAGGGUCAGGUUAGGGCUCCUGUACCCAUUCUGUUCCACCACUGUUUGAUCUCUCUGGCCUCCCACCAGGAAUGCCGUUUCCUUUUUAUGGAUCUGUUGGGAACCAGAGAGAAUCAACAGAUCAAUGACAUAGGAUCCGAAGUGCAAUGAUAGUCACUUCUAGUUUGGCAUUUCACAAACUCUGUACAGCAAGGUAUUGGUAGGUUACUCAAUUUCAAAAGGGCCCCAUGGCCAAAUAUGUUUAGGAACCGCUGUUUGUAUUUCUUUUUUUGGAGACGCAUUGUAUAUAAUAUAUGUCAAAGGCUUUCGGAAUUCCUGCAGGAAAGAAAUCAGCUUUGUUAAAUCCAAACUGAUGAUUUGACUCAAUAAGUUAGUUGCAGAGCUGGAAAAAGUAGUCUAACUCCCUUCCCAGUGCUCUUUCCCCUAUACCAGUCUGCCUCUCAUGCUUAGACAGCGUUCAGCGGUGAUCCAAAUCACCAAGCACCUGGUGCUGGAAACAUUGUAGGUGCCAGAAGCAGCCUCCUGGUCCCAAAGAGAGCCCAAGAUAUUAGAACAUAGCCAUGUUAGCCCCUUGCCUCCCACUUCGCAACAUGAGACAUGUCUUCCUUUUGCUGUCCACAGGGAAGGGAGAGAGGGAGGUAAAAAUGGAAGUGGCUUUGGCCUGGAGCAGCUUCUAGUUAUGCCCAAGCAAUGUAGAUUGUUUGGUAAUCAGCCAAGAUCCAUCCAGGUUCCCAGGAGCAUAAAAGCAAUCAUCUCCUUUUUGGUCCUUCAAAACCAAACUGGAGUGGUGACGUCAGGGCCAGAGACCCUCUCCUUCUGUGGGCAUUGGAUCACUUAGAACUCUCAACCUCAGAAAAGCCUGCCUUCAAGCUGGCUUUUGACGGGCUAUUGGCUGGAGACUGGGUCAGUAUUGAAAGUGCUAGCUGUGCACCUGGCUGCCAGAAAGCCACUUGGCCUUUAGGACAGUCCUCUUCACAUUGCCCUCUUCCCUCACUCAUGAUCAGGUCUGGAUUUAAGAGCAAGAGACCCCAGGAUAAUUCAGAAGUCCUCUCUCUCCUCCUGUUCAAGACUCUUGGUCUGGGAUUCAAUAAUAAGUAGCAGACCUGACAUAAGAAAGAUCAGAUAGGUCCAAUUGCCAGUGACUAUUGGGAGCCAUAAUUUGGCAGCUGGAGACUGGUAGGCUCAGGCCUGAUUAACACUGGCUAGGAUCAGCAGCAAAUAAAAUAGCCAUUGUGUGAGGUGAGAGGUGAAGAGGUGAAGGCCUGGUACUCUUUCUAGCGCCCAAAAAGCCCACCACCCUUACUCUGUCUCCAUGCUCGGCUGAGUUCCAUGUUAUAGGACAGUCCCUGCAUGUCUGGCAUGUCUGGAGCUCACUCUGCCCAGUAACACAUCUCCCUUCUUUUUGCUCAGCCUGUGCAAUGCAACAGAACUAGUCUGGCCAGGAGCUGGCAGAAUCCUAUCCAGAGGCAGCUGAGAUGAUGCAGUGGGCAGUCAGACACAUGAAGCUGCUGCUUUGCAGGCAUCAUUGUCGACACAUUCUUCUAGACCCCCAAGGUGGGUGGAGGUGGGGGUCCUGGGGUCAAUAUCCCACAGUCAUGCUUGGGGGAGGUCAGGUGAUGGCAAGGAAUAGAUCAGACCAUUUAUAAUCCGGUAGAACUUUGCUUCAUCCUCCUGCUGCUGCUCACUUAAUUCUUUCACCACUCCCUUGGAAUUUCUGAAGAAAGCCAAGUGGGGCAUAGGGAAAAGAGACGGGAGGUGAAAUUCAAAAUAUCAGAUGUGGGUACCUUUUAAAGUUAUUCUGUUAAAAGAAAUCUAACAGAAGAGAGUAUAAAUAUUGAUUAACAUAAGGUUUGAUGAUUAGCCAGUGAUUCUAGGAGUCCCCUUACACACACACACACACACACACACACACACACGCCUGGACAAUAACUUGGAAUUGACAAAUGCACAUCCUAAAAUCCUGUCACCUCGCUAUGAGUUCAUAGUUCUCUGAUAACCGGCUUCAAGAGGAGAAUGGCUUCCCCACUUGCCCCCAAGAAGAUAGGGAUCACUAGUAUAAGUCACACGAUGAAAGAACCAGAAUACCAGCCUCUCAGACUGGAAGGUUCCUGGGCCCUUCCCCCUUCUUUCCUGACAAGGGCAGGUGAGGUUCCCCCAUUAGAAGGAUCUGGGGCACUGCUUAUAAGAGCAGCCUGUUACAAGAUUCAAGCACAGAGAGCUAUAGGAGUUGAAGUUUGGUUUCUUCCACUUAAAAAAAUAUAUAUCCACCCUCCUUACUCAGGGGUAGACCUUUCAAAUAUUAAUAAAUAAUGCUGUGUGACAUCCUGAAUAAACGGGUAAGAGAAAACUUGUAGGGCAGGGUGUAACCAUGAGGUCCUCAAGUUUCAGGAGAUUAAGAACACAGGAAACCCCUGUGGCAAUCGUCCCUCUUCAACAAUCUCACCCAGUUUUCACUUAGUAAUAAAAGACAGCUCAAAACAUACAACUGAAUGGUAAUAGGCUGGACAAAGUUUCUCAACCUGUGGGCCACGGCCAUGGGCAGAGCUAGUUACAAAGGCAGAUGAAGCUUCAUGUCGGACUAAAGGAGUCCGAAUUUCUGGUCACAGGACCCAGAACCUGCAUCUUUGUCAAUCUCCCCACUUUGAAUGCACUUUGAUGUGAGACCAGCAAACCUGAGCUGGGCUCUGUGGGAAAGCCACUGCAUGAGAAACAGUACUGCUACGGGUGUGCUGCAGUCUCCAACGCAGCUACGAACCCACUCCUUUAGUGAGUGAAACUAGUGGCCCCGUGAACAAUGACCACAUGGCCUAAAUUCUCCCAUAUUCCUAUAUUCUGUCCUUUGGCCUCAGACACACCUCAGCAUCCAAAGGAUAUCUCCCAGAUACUCCAGUAUCUGUGUACAACAGCCGCAGAACCUCCUUCCAAGCUCCAAAUCAGGCCAGGCAUCCUGAUUUUUAUAACCAUACUCAUAUAUCCAGAUCCAUGACAUAACACUAGUUUAUAGCCAACACAUUUAAAUAAUUUCCCCACUGGGGCCAGGCGCAGUGGCUCACAUCAGUAAUCCCAGCACUUUGGGAGGCCGAGGUGGGCGGAUGACUAGGUCAGGAGAUCGAGACCAUCCUGGCUAACACGGUGAAACCCCAUCUCUACUAAAAAUAUAAAAAAUUAGCCGGGCGUGGUAGCGGGCGCCUGUAGUCCCAGCUACUAGGGAGGCUGAGGCAGGAGAAUGGCGUGAACCCGGGAGGCGGAGCUUGCAGUGAGCCGAGAUCGCACCACUGCACUCCAGCCUGGGCAACAGAGUGAGACUCUGUCUCAAAAUAAUAAUAAUAAUAAUAAUAAUACUUUCCCCAUUGGUCUGUGUAUGAACAUAGGAACCAAGGACACAUAGGUCUCAUGGCGACCCUAAAAUAGUCUGUUCUGUCACAUAGACUAGUACCUGUUCCUUCCAAACAUGUAACCUUUAAUAAUUGUGACAUUUUGAAAUGGGAAAGGGCAAAAAGGAGGGAGAGGGGAGUCAUGCUGUAUAGACUCUAAAAUGUUAUGUUUGUUGUUUUUCUUGCUUUGUUUCACAACUUUGAGCCAGAGAGAGGCUAGCAUUUUCCCUCCAAGCUGACUCGGGGAAGCUGAAACACAACAAAGACCUAUUUGAUUUGUUCACAAUGAACAGGGAUUUAAAAACGCAGCCUUAGCGGACAGCUCUACCAGCCACAGAAAAGUUCUUCCAGAUCUUCCUCCCGUCAGCGCGAUAAAAUGGUACCGUACUUUGGUUAAAUGUAAAAUCAGCUUUCCAGGAACAGUGGCAUAUCCUUUCUCUUCCAUCAGUUCCCUAGAUUCUCUUCAUUACUACAUUCUCUAGCCUAACAUUCCGUCCCUGCUGAAUUAACUAAUAUUCAGAUACAUUCAAGAUAGAACUAACACUCAAUUCUAUCUUUCCAAAAUUUAAGGGGAUGAUAGGUCUUCACUCACAUGGUAACAAACACAGCAGCAAACCCCAUAAAACUGAACAUCAACUGCCUUCUGGAAGUUCUCAUCUGGCAAGCUAGUGCAGGUAUCUUGUGCAUGGGUCAAGAGAGUGAAGCUCAGAGCACAUUGCUUGGCACCCAGCAGGUGUUCAGGACAUGUUUUAGCUCAGCCCUCCUAGAAAACUAUGAAAUAAAAUCCAAACAAAAGUAUUAAGAUUGAAGUAAAAAGAUGUUUUUCUAAGAGUAUCAAUAUAUGGAAGUCACUUGCCCAGGAACAGAAUCAAACAAACCAAAACCCAGUAAAAUGAGAUAGAGAAAAGAAGCGGAAGAAGAUCAAUGGCAGGUUUUCAACCUCAAAAAGACCUCUUCCAAACUGAAUCUGAAGAGGAAUGGGAGGAGGCAGAAUGAGAACAUGAGACCUCUCCUUGGGGCCCCUUUCAUGCGCGUCUGUGUGAAGAGACCACUAAACAGGCUUUGUGUGAGCAACAUGGCUGUUUAUUUCACCUGGGUGCAGGCCGGAUGAGUCCGAAAAGAGAGUCAGCAAAGGGAGUAGGGAUGGGGCCGUUUUAUAGGAUUUGGGAAGGUAAUGGAAAAUUACAUGCAAAGGGGGUUGUUCUCUGGUGGGCAGGGGCGGGGGUCACAAGGUGCUCAGUGCGGGAGCUUCUGAGCCAGAAGAAGGAAAUUUACAGGGUUAAUCACUCAGUUAAGGUGGGGCAGGAACAAAUCACAAUGGUGGAAUGUCAUCAGUUAAGGCGGGGCAGGGCCUUUUCACUUCUUUUGUGAUUCUUCAGUUACUUCAGGCCAUCUGGGCGUAUACGCGCAAGUCACAGGGGAUGCGAUGGCUUGGCUUGGGCUCAGAGGCCUGACAUUCCUGCCUUCUUAUAUUAAUAAGAAAAAUAAAACAAAAUAGUGUUGAAGUGUUGGGGCGACGAAAAUUUUUGGGGGGUGGUAUGGAGAGAGAAUGGGCGAUGUUUCUCAGGGCUGCUUCGAGUGGGAUUAGGGGCGGCGUGGGAACCUAGAGUGGGAGAGAUUAAGCUGAAGGGAGGUCUCGUGGUAAGGGGUGAUAUUGUGGGGAUGUUAGAAGAAACAUUUGUUGUGUAGAAUGAUUGGUGACGGCCU